Eufriesea mexicana is the source of this 636-nucleotide messenger RNA. RefSeq lists its product as uncharacterized. NCBI's taxonomy places the organism in Eukaryota, Metazoa, Arthropoda, Insecta, Hymenoptera, Apidae. The transcript is spliced from 3 exons. The record is from RefSeq and is a predicted model, not a curated record. Bases 1 to 636 code for a protein of 211 amino acids.
AUGGGGCAAACGGUGGGACGUAUGCCUCAUACAUGGGCCGAUAUAUUAGAGGAAAAAGAUCAUGUUCUGUAUUGGAGUGGAGAGGUUUUAUCGAGAGUCGCCGAUAACGUAAAUCAAGAAGAAUCGUUACUGAUCGAUUACGGCAAUGAAAGCAUCGACAAAAAAAUCGACGCAUGGAUGGAAUCUAAUCAAGCACGAAUCGACAGGAUAUUCAGUAAACAUCCAGAUUUACCGGAAUCAUAUAAAUUUCAAAUGGCAAACGAACUCGAACAAAUAAAACAAGAGUUUAGGAUAAAAAUGAGAAACGAUUAUUACCGUGGCUACAAGGAUAUGAGGAAAUUUACGAAGAAAGUGGAUUUAUUAGGAGAACGACAACGAAAGAUACACGCCAAAAUUCAGAAUCUUGAAAAUAUUUGCGAUGGUGAUGUGAAAAUGUUUCAGAAUAAAUUCGGACCUCUGCGAGUAAAAACGUUUAAAAAUCUUAGAAUAGGUGAAAAAAUGAUAUUGCAAGACAAGAAACUGAAGUCACAGUUUGCUAAACGUGUAUACGAUAUCGAUCAUAGAAACGUGGAAGAAUGUGCAAAAUCCAUUGAUAAAUUAAUAAAGAUGAUUGAGAAAGCUGCGCUUAAGUUAUGA